CCCCCUGGUCUUUUCGUCCAGUAGCAGCGAGCAGCGAGCAGCAACCAGCUACCACCAGAUUCACCAUCUCACCAGUUAUAGUUAACUGCGUCUUUUUUUGUUAGUCGCUGCGAAAAUUUUUUUAUUUAAAUAAAUUUAAAAAGUGUUUUAAAUAAUUAAUAAUACUUUUUUAAAAUAAUAAACGAUGGAAGACAAGUCGAAAGUUGAUCAGUACUACACACCACCGCCUAAACUUGGUAAAUGGGAGGCAUUUAGUACCUUCCUGUGGAAUUCUGAAACAGGACAAUUUCUUGGACGAACAGGAUCAAGUUGGGCAAAGAUAUUGCUCUUUUAUGUAAUAUUCUAUGGAGUGCUCACUGGAUUCUUCGGAGCAAUGUUGGCAGUGUUUUAUCAAACUCUCGACCACAAAGCACCCAAAUGGCAGAUGGAAAAAUCUUUGAUUGGCGACAAUCCGGGACUUGGUUUUCGACCGAUGCCGCCUGUCAGCAAUGUUGAGAGUACUCUUAUUUGGUACAAAGCAAGCAACAAAGGAAAUUACGAAAACUGGAGCAACGCUAUUGACAAAUUUUUAGAAGAAUACCAACCACCUAAACCAGGAAGCAUGGCAUCACCGGCUGUCCAGCAAAUAAUUGAAAACCGUAUGCACUGUGAUUACGGUAAGCCUCCAGCGCCUGGAAAAGCCUGCGAGGUUGACCUAGAAAAGUUUUCUCCGUGCACUGGACCCAAGCAGUACAUGUACCCCGACUACCAGCCCUGUAUAUUCUUAAAAUUAAACAAGAUUUUUGGAUGGCAACCACAGUUUUACAACGACACGGAAAACCUUCCAGCAAACAUGCCAAACGACCUGAAGGCCCGGAUCAAGGGAGCCAAGAUGCGAAACCCCGAGGAGUUGCAGACCAUCUGGGUGUCGUGCGAGGGCGAAAACCCUGCAGAUAUCGAAAACAUCGGACCUAUUCAAUACAAGCCGCGCUCUGGAUUCCCUGGAUUUUAUUUCCCGUACACAAAUUCACCGGGAUACCUCAGUCCACUUGUCGCAGUGUGGUUUGAAUCUCCCAAACGUAACGUACUUAUCAACAUUGAGUGCAAAGCAUGGGCUCGAAACAUUAUUCACGAUAGGGUAGAUCGACGUGGCUCCGUCCACUUUGAGCUCAUGAUUGAUUAAAUAUAUUUAUUAAUUAAUCUCAGUGAUUGCUAAGUCACCACACAGCAACUUAAAAAAAAAAAAAAAAAAAAAAUUAAAAAAAAAACCAAAAAAAAAAAGUCUACUUAAUGCUUUUGUUAUUAUUUUUAUUCAAUCAUUUUCUUUCUUGAGGGAAAAGAAAAAAAAAUUUUAAUUGUGUGGUGAUUGUGUUUUGUAUCUUCACUGCCGUGUUACCACGUCAAUAAUUAUCAUUAUUAUUUUUUAUUUAUCGAUAUAAUUUUAAUAAAAAUAAUAAUGCACAAAAUAAUUGUUUUGUCAUCGAGAAAGAUAAUGAUUGAUUAAUUGUUUAAUGUCGAGAUUUUAUUUAAUUUUUUUGUACUUAAUUUAAUUAGCAUCUCACUAUCUGUUAGAAAAAUUAAACAGCAUAUAAUAAUAAUAAUAAUAAUAAUAAUAAUAAUAAUAAUAAUAACAUUAAUAUUAAUAAUAAUAAUAAUAUACGUUUGUCUAUAGAAUUAGACGAGUUGAAAAAAAAAAAAAAAUAAAUAAAUAAAAAUUCUAAAUGUAAUUGCUGAUGAUUCAUCACGCUUUUAUAAUCUAAUCUGCGUACUUUAUUAAUUAAUAUUCGAAAUUAUUUGCGCAAUGUACCAACUUAGGAAUAAAAUGUGAAAAAAUUUCACUAGUCAAAAAAA
Cotesia glomerata is the source of this 1830-nucleotide messenger RNA. RefSeq names its product sodium/potassium-transporting ATPase subunit beta-2-like. Lineage: Eukaryota; Metazoa; Arthropoda; Insecta; Hymenoptera; Braconidae. The record is from RefSeq and is a predicted model, not a curated record. Gene Ontology annotation, molecular function: ATPase activator activity. Gene Ontology annotation, biological process: intracellular potassium ion homeostasis; potassium ion import across plasma membrane; intracellular sodium ion homeostasis. Bases 185 to 1162 code for a protein of 325 amino acids. Gene Ontology annotation, cellular component: sodium:potassium-exchanging ATPase complex. The transcript is spliced from 5 exons.